This is a messenger RNA of Lolium rigidum, 1225 nucleotides long. RefSeq lists its product as uncharacterized. Lineage: Eukaryota; Viridiplantae; Streptophyta; Magnoliopsida; Poales; Poaceae. The record is from RefSeq and is a predicted model, not a curated record. The coding region runs from base 1 to 1110 and encodes 369 amino acids. The transcript has a single exon.
AUGUCUAAGCGUCAUCAAUCGCAACUCAACGGCGGCCGCACCGGCAAAAGGCCGCGGCUUGUGCCGAAGAAGCACCUCUAUCUGGCGCUGGAUGAUUGGGACAAGGGCUUCAGCAUCCACAAGAUCGAUGCCGACACCUUGCAAGACACCUGCACCGACCUGCAGGUCGGGUUCCCUGACCCUGCUGCCCUCCGGUUUGUGGCGCCAGUACAUUAUCUCGGCAUGAACUUCACUGCCUUUGGCAACAACAUCUUCAUCGCCACCAACCCGCACUGUGGACAGACUCCUACCCUUGUAUAUGAUGCCGAGACGGCAGGACUCACCAUCGGCCCAAGCCUACCUGUUCCACUGCUCGGUGGCAUUGACAUCUCCGUGGCUGCUGGUGAUACCUUGUAUGCAUUGAAAUCACGCCAUGGCGGCGAGCAGCACUCCUUCGAGGCCAUGUCGUGGGCACCCACUGGGAAUGAUGAUGAGUGGUCUCCAAGGCCAGCUAUGGCUUGGUCCUGGAAAAGCUUGCCCUCACCACCACCAUUUGCCAUGGGUGAUGAAAUUACCUCCUACGCGAUGCACCCGGACGGACGCACCAUAUUCAUGUCUGCGCACGACAGGAACUAUCGGCAUCUUCCCAAGGGCACCUUCUCCUUUGACACCGAGCAUUGUGAGUGGAAAUGGUGUGGGGAAUGGGUGCUGCCUUUCCAAGGCCAAGGCUACUUCGACGGCGAGCUUGACGCAUGGGUCGGGCUUCACAGAGAUGGGUACAUUUGCUCCUGUCAAGUCGCCUCCCGCAGCAGAGCAAGUACUGUGCAGCCGGAUUGGAAGAUGGUCAAGGAGAAGUUGUUCCUCAAGGUCCCGGAGAGGCGAGUGCAACAUACAAGGCCCACUCUCGCGUACAUGGGCGACGGCAAGUUUUGCCUUGUCGAGUGCGUGCUACGUGAGGGAGUGGAGUUUAGGUGCGCCUUUGGUGACCGUGAUGGUUUCCUGCUCCAUAUGAGCACGUUUGGCCUUAAGUAUGAUCACAGGGGAGAGCUGAGAACCACACGCCAUCACACUAACUCCUAUGUAGUGUCUAAGCAUCUCGGGGGAUCUUCUCCUGUGGUGUUCUGGAUGUAAGCGGUGUUUUGCUUGUUUUCUUUGAACCAUGUCCGAGUUAUCUGGAUGUAAGCUACGGUAUGUGGCACUAUAAAGUGAAAUAAAAAGAAGUUAGUUCUCUUCGCAAUUUUCUUGA